UUGGUCCCAGUCCGAUGCUCUUUUAUCAAAUAUUCCGUACGUUCAAAAAAAUCGAAUGCCAAGACUCAAAGAGGGAUCGGUACCCUCUCUUGUCAGGUCUCCCAAACAACAGUUCUCAACUUGGGAUCCUCAAAAGCACCUUAUUUGCCUGGUAUGCAGCUGCAUGGUUCAAGUAGAACUUGAAUUGCAUUAAGAAGCUUGGAUAAUUAUGGGGUGCUUAAAUCAGCAGUCUGGAGUCGACGCAUUUGUUGAACCCAAGGACUGUUCCAUGAAGGCUUCCAGAGGUGCUUUAGCAUGUAUGGUGAAUUCAGAAAUAGGUGCAGUUUUGGCUGUGAUGAGGAGAAAUGUACGAUGGGGAGUUCACUAUAUCACAGAUGAUGGUCAACUAGAGCACAGUCUUAUUCAAUCUUUCAAGGAAUUACGGAGAAAAAUUUUCUCAUGGCAGCAUCAAUGGCAAAAUAUUAAUCCGAUUGUGUACCUCCAGCCGUUUUUGGAUGUGAUUAAAUCUGAUGAAACCGGUGCACCAAUCACUGGUGUUGCUUUGUCAUCCAUUUACAAGAUCUUAACUCUUGAGAUACUUGAUUUAAAUACUGUGAAUGUAGCUGAUGCUUUGCAUCUAAUAGUUGAUUCUGUGACAAGCUGCCGGUUUGAGGUGACCGAUCCUGCCUCCGAAGAAGUGGUACUGAUGAAGAUACUUCAGGUUCUUUUGGCUUGUAUGAAGAGUAAGGCAUCGGUUAAGUUGAGUAAUCAGCACGUGUGCAACAUAAUAAAUACCUGCUUUCGUGUAGUUCAUCAAGCAAGCUCUAAAGGUGAAUUGUUGCAGAGGAUAGCGCGGCAUACCAUGCAUGAAUUAGUUAGAUGUAUUUUUUCACACCUGUCAGAUAUUGACAAUACAGAAAAUGCAGUGGCUCGGGGAGGCAGGUCAUAUGUCAAUAAAGAGGUUGGUGCACCAAGUAACAAUCUUACUUCUGAGGGUAGACCACAAGAAAAUGGCCAUACCAGUUCAGAAUAUGAUGGUCUGCCACCUUCAGCUGGAGUUGCUUCUACUGUUUCAACAGCUGCAGUAUCAGCCAGGAUGGAUGAAAAUAUAACUGAGGUUAGUCCGCAGGAUGAGGGGGCUGCUCAAAAUGGAGAGCAUCUUAUGACGGAACCCUAUGGGAUCCCAUGCAUGGUAGAGAUAUUUCACUUCCUGUGUUCUCUUUUGAAUGUAAUGGAGCACAUUGAAGUGGGUCCUAUAUCAAACCCUAUAGCAUAUGAUGAAGAUGUUCCCCUAUUUGCAUUGGGUUUAAUUAAUUCGGCUAUUGAACUGGGUGGGGAAUCUAUUGGACAUCAUCCUAAAUUAUUGGCUUUGAUACAGAAUGAACUGUUCCAAAACCUGAUGCGGUUUGGCUUCUCAAUGAGUCCUCUAAUUUUUUCAACAGUAUGUAGCAUUAUUCUCAAUCUUUAUUGUCAUCUGAGGACGAAGCUGAAACUACAGCUUGAAGCUUUCUUCUCUGAUGUGCUUUUGAGGAUUGCACAAAGCAAGCAUGGCUCUUCAUACCAACAGCAAGAGGUCGCUAUGGAGACUCUUGUUGACCUUUGCAGGCAGCAAAUGUUUAUGUCUGAAAUGUAUGCAAACUUUGAUUGUGACAUAUCCUGCAGCAAUGUGUUUGAAGAUCUAGCCAAUCUGCUAUCAAAAAGUGCAUUUCCAGUGAACAGCCCUCUAUCUUCGAUGCAGAUUCUUGCUUUGGAAGGACUGAUUGCUAUGAUUCAGGUUAUUGUUGAGAGGAUAGGCAAUGAAUCACCACCUUCAGAACAGACUCAAUUAGAUCUAGAUGGAUAUAAACCAUUCUGGACUGUGAAAUGUGAGAACUAUGGUGAUCCUAGUCAUUGGGUUCCAUUUGUUCAUAGGAUGAAGAAAAUCAAGAGAGGGUUGAUGAUUGGAGUCGAUCACUUUAACCUGGAUCCUAAGAAAGGUUUAGAAUUUCUCCAAGCAAUGCAUCUGAUACCUGAUAAACGUGAUUCCCAAAGUGUAGCUUGUUUUUUGAGGUACACAACUGGUUUAGAUAAGAAUCUUAUUGGGGAUUACCUGGGAAACCACGAUGAAUUCUGUGUUCAAGUCCUUCAUGAAUUUGCUGGAACUUUCGAUUUUCAAGACAUGAAUUUGGAUACUGCACUGCGCGUUUUCUUGGAAUCUUUCCGAUUGCCUGGAGAAUCACAGAAGAUCCAUAGAGUGCUUGAGGCAUUUUCAGGAAGAUAUUAUGAGCAAUCACCACAAAUUCUGGUCAACAGAGAUGCUGCACUCGUGUUGUCAUAUUCACUUAUAAUGCUUAACACAGAUCAACACAAUGUACAGGUGAAGAAGAAGAUGACAGAAGAAGAUUUUAUCCGUAACAACCGGCGCAUCAAUGGAGGGAAUGAUCUCCCUCGGGAGUACCUGUCAGAGCUUUAUCACUCAAUUUGUGAGAACGAGAUCCGCAUGACACCAGAGCAAGGUUCUGGUUUUCCAAUGAUUUCACCAAGCCACUGGGUCAGUCUAACGCACAAAUCAAAACAAACUGCUCCAUUCAUCACCUGUGAUCCUAGAGCGCACCUUGACUAUGAUAUAUUUACUAUAUUGUCGGGUCCUACAAUUGCUGCCAUCUCGGUUGUUUUUGAUCAUGUAGAACAGGAAGAUGUCUUACAAACUUGUGUUGAUGGAUUCUCGGCCAUUGCUAAAAUUUCGGCAUGUUAUCAUCUUGAUGACGUAUUGAAUGAUUUGGUUGUAUCUCUCUGUAAAUUCACAACCCUCAUGCUUCCAUUUUCCAUUGAAGAGGCUAUUCUUGCUUUUACGGAUGACACUAAAGCAAGAAUGGCAACCAUAACAGUUUUCACCAUGGCAAAUAGAUAUGGUGAUUACAUUCGCUCUGGAUGGAAAAACAUACUAGAUUGCAUCUUAAGCUUGCACAAGCUAGGCCUUCUGCCAUCUCGUCUGGCUAGUGAUGCUGCUGAUGAAUUGGAGCCUUCUUCUGAGUUGGAGCGAGAUAGACCUGCUACUAGUUCCCCACCUGCUCCUCACAUGCCUUCUACAGUGACUCCUCGGAAAUCAUCUAGCUUAAUGGGGCGGUUCAGCCAGUUCUUAUAUCUUGAUACAGAAGAGCCUGCACCACAACCAACAGAAGAACAGCUUGUGGCUCAUCAGAGCACUGUUCAGAUGGUUCAGAAUUGCAAUAUUAAUUGCAUAUUUACGGAAAGCAAAUUUCUACAAGCUGAAUCCUUAAUGCAGCUUUCUCAGGCCCUUAUUUUGGCUGCAGGGCAACCCAAGAAGGGGAAUAACUCUCUUGGAGAUGAACAGACAAGAGUUUUUUGCCUAGAGUUGCUGAUUGUGAUCACGCUGAAUAACCGGGAUAGGAUUAUGCUUCUCUGGCAGGCGGUUUAUGAGCACAUAGCCAAUAUUGUUCAGUCAACAACAAUGCCUUGUGCUCUGGUGGAGAAGGCUGUGUUUGGUCUGCUCCGCAUAUGCCAGCGGCUUCUUCCUUACAAGGAAAAUCUGACUGAUGAGCUUCUUAAGUCGCUUCAACUGAUACUGAAACUUGAUGCACGGGUUGCUGAUGCAUACUGUGAACACAUUACACAAGAAGUUAUGCGCCUUGUCAAAGCAAAUGCAAUGCAGAUAAGAUCUCAUAUGGGUUGGCGCACAAUCGCUUCUUUGCUUUCUAUCACAGCUCGACAUCCGGAAGCAUCUGAAGCAGGAUUUGAAACACUAGCCUUUAUAAUGUCCGAUGGGGCCCACCUGUUACCAGCAAAUUACGUUUUAUGUGUGAAUGCUGCUCGGCAGUUUGCUGAGUCUCGAGUUGGGAAUGUUGAUCGAUCUGUGAGAUCCUUGGAUCUGAUGGCAGGAUCCAUUAUUUGCCUAUUAAGAUGGUCUUCCACGACCGUGGAAGAUGUGGGGAAGGAGGCUGCUCUCAAAAUGCAUCAGGAUAUAUGGGAGAUGUGGUUGAGGCUGGUACAGGGACUGAGGAAAGUGUGUUUGGAUCAGAGAGAGGAGGUGAGGAAUCAUGCUAUUUUGUUGUUGCAGCAGUGCUUGACAGGAGCAGAUGGGAUCUACCUUCCAAAUGAGUUGUGGUUGCAGUGGUUUGAUCUCGUGAUAUUCACAUUGCUCGAUGAUUUAGUAGAAUUUGCACAGGAUAAGUCUCCAAAGGACUAUAGGAACUUGGAAGGAACACUUACUUUGUCUAUUAAACUCUUGUCAAAAGUAUUCUUACAAUUGCUGCCUGAUCUCUCACAGUUGACAUCUUUCUGUAAACUUUGGCUGGGGGUUCUUAAUCGCAUGGACACAUUUAUGAAGAUGAAAUUCAGAGGGAAACGGAGUGAGGCGAUCCAUGAACUAGUUCCGGAGCUCCUCAAGAAUACUCUGCUUGUCAUGAAAACUAGGGGAAUUCUCGUGCAGAGUGAUGCUAUUGCUGGGGACAGUUUCUGGCAACUAACUUGGUUGCAUGUCAAGAAUAUAUCCCCAUCUUUGCAAUCAGAAGUUUUCCCCGGUAAUGAAUUGGAGCAUUUACAGACAAAGCACAUUAAAACAGGGGGUGGUCCUAUACCUGAUGGGAAUUUAUUUGCUCCCUCAAGUGAGACCAUCGCCUGAAGAUAGUUCCCAGAUAGCAGGGUUACAAUUACAAUUUCUUUGGUGAAUUGAAAAAGCUUGGUAGAUGAUCCCGCAUAAUUUGCCCAGAUUUGUGCUAUACCAUUGUUAAGCUGAUCUGUGUAUAUUGGGUACUGGUACCCACAGUAGAGAAACAAUUGCAACUCACCCUGUUAAAGAUUUGUGGACGGUGCAAGGUUCAAACAAAAGGAGGGAAGCAGACGCCAGGCUGCUUAUUUUGACAGUUUGGUCUGUGUGAUUCAUAUAAUUUGUAUCCAUCAGUACAGGUGCUUUUUCCUUUUUAUUCAUCUUUGCUCUCCAUGAACUCUGAAAAGAGGGUGUGCGGUGAUUAAAUACACCAUGGGGUUAUCGGGAUUGCUCCUUAAUUUUGUUCCAGCAUAAUAGUUUCCUAAUUUCUGUAUUACUAACGUUUAAAAAUUACAAUAUGCACCAUUUUUUUCUGUAUGAAUGGUGUCCUAUUUUAUAAAAUAAUACAGAUCGGUUCAUCCAGGGAUUUCUAAA
This is a messenger RNA of Cornus florida, 5119 nucleotides long. RefSeq names its product ARF guanine-nucleotide exchange factor GNOM-like. Lineage: Eukaryota; Viridiplantae; Streptophyta; Magnoliopsida; Cornales; Cornaceae. Gene Ontology annotation, biological process: regulation of ARF protein signal transduction. The record is from RefSeq and is a predicted model, not a curated record. The transcript has 3 exons. Gene Ontology annotation, molecular function: guanyl-nucleotide exchange factor activity. Bases 209 to 4600 code for a protein of 1463 amino acids.